CCGGCUCGGCCCCCCGGGGGAGGCGGGAGUAGGUUUGGGAAGGUGCAGGGGCUCGUUGCCAUGGCUUCCUGCAAGCGCUGCCGGAGGAGAUAGUGAUGCCAGUCACGGAGGGACCCCUCUUCCUUCUCGUGGAAUGCUUGCAGAUUUGCUGACAAGAAGUGCUACAUAAGGAUUCAAGAUUGUCGCAUGAACAAGUAUCACUCUGUUUCCGUGGGCUGACCAUCUUAUGGGCAGGCAGAGAGCUGAUGACCAAACCAAGAUGCUGUGAGGUGGGGAGAAUGAUUCAGGUGUGAACUGCGAAUUGACUGAGAGCUGAUGAAAGAGCAGCUGGGGGGACUGCUGAGAAUCCAUCCUUUAUUUCUGAAUGGUAACAGUUAAAGUCUUUACUCCCGGUUUCCUGUCCUACAUCUGAUUUGAAUUGAUGCUGAGAGGAAGCAUAAGGUAUAUCUCAUUCUGUUUGGAGUCCUUGUUUACAGAAGAGCGAUGGAGAUGCUAUUAAGCACAAAGAGGAUCACCAUAUGCCUGUUUUCCUUUGUGCUAAGUUUGGCAGCAGCUAUUGAAAUACCGUUAUCAGUUGCACAGCUUCCAACCAUCACGGAGCAAUCUGAAACCCAGGUUGCCUACCCUUUUGACGAGAACUUUACAAUUAAAUGUGAAGCCAGUGGAAACCCGCAGCCCACUUUCAACUGGACAAAGGAUGGAAAACCAUUUGAUCUGUUAUCUGAUCCCAGGAUAAUCACACGUAACAACUCUGGGACAUUCGUGAUUCAGAACCAUGGAAUUAUCGCUAGUUUUCAAGGGAAAUAUCGUUGCUAUGCAUCCAAUGUGCUGGGAACUGCCAUGUCAAAAGAAAUUGAUCUCAUAGUUCCAAGUGUACCAAAAUUCCCUAAGGAAAAGAUUGAGCCCCUGGACGUGGAGCACGGUGAUUCUGUGAUCUUGCACUGUAACCCCCCUAAAGGGAUCCCACCUUUGCAUAUCUAUUGGAUGAAUAUUGAUUUGCAGCACAUUCCUCAAGAUGAAAGGGUCUCCAUGAGCCUUAAGGGAGAUCUCUACUUUGCAAAUGUGGAAGAAAAUGACAGUCGAAGUGAUUAUUGUUGCUUCGCAGCAUUUCCAAAACUGAGGACAAUUGUACAGAAAAUGCCAAUGACGCUGAAGGUUUCCCGUUUUAAGCAUGCUAAUGACUCAGGUUCACCUAAUGCUGCGGUUACUAAGGCAAAUUUUAUUAAAGAAAGAAAACCCAAACUGCUGAUCCCUCCUGAAUCUGCUGGAAGCAGCUCAUCAGUCACUGUUAUCAAGGGAGGUGUCCUGCAACUCGAGUGUAUUGCUGAAGGGCUCCCAACUCCUCAUCUAAGCUGGAUCAAAGUUACUGGAAACUUGCCCAAGGACAAACCUGUAACAGAUAAAUUUGGGAAGGUAUUGAAGAUAGAAAACGUGUCUGCAGCUGAUGAAGGAACCUACCAGUGCACAGCAAGCAACCCCGUGGGCAGAGCAAAACAUGAGUUCCAUGUUCAUGUGGAAGAGCCUCCUCGGUGGAUUAAGGAGCCCAGAGGUGGUGUUUACAGCUUAGGAGAGAAUCUUUUGCUGCUUUGUGAGGCCAUUGGCAACCCAGAGCCAACCAUUCAAUGGAAACUUAAUGGGAUGCCCAUUGAUAGUAGGACUUUCAGAGGGAGAGUCUCUGAUGGGGAGCUCAGCCUUACCAACCUUCAGCUUCAGGACACUGCUGUGUACCAUUGUGAGGCCAGUAACAAGCAUGGCACCCUCCUUGCUAGCGCCAAUGUGAAUGUCCUCAAUAUUGCUCCCUUAAUCCUGACUUCAGAUGGCGAAAACUAUGCUGCAGUUGUUGGUUACAGUGCCUUCCUGCACUGUGAGAUUUUUGCCUCACCUGCAGCAGAUGUUAGAUGGACUAAGGAUGAUAGCAUAGAGCCACUCUCAGCAUUACGCUAUGAAUUAAAUAAAAAUGGCACCCUGGAAAUCAAAGAAACAAAGAAGGAAGAUUCGGGAUCAUAUGCUUGCUGGGCUGCAAAUUCUGUUGGAAAAAGAGCAAUCACAGCAAAUCUGGAUAUAAGAGAUGCUACAAAAAUUGUCAUUACUCCCAAGAACCCCCAAGUGUUGAAAUCACAUUCAAUUUUAUUGAAAUGUCAGUCUGAGUAUGAUUCACACUUGAAAAACAGCUUCAAAUUAUCCUGGAGGAAAGAUGGAUAUGAGCUGUCAGUCAGCAGCAUAGAAGACAGCAGGAUAAUUAUGGACAUGGAUACAUUGUUCAUAUCAAACGUGAUGUUGGAGGAUCAAGGCGUUUACGCAUGUGUGGCUAGCACUUCCCUUGACAGUGUCACUGCCAAAACGCGGUUAAUUGUUCUUGAUGUUCCUGACCCACCAGAAGACCUGCAGCUCUCAGAACAUCAAAACCGAAGUGUUCGACUGUCUUGGAAAGCUGGAGCCAGCCACAACAGCCCUGUUAAUGAGUCGAUUAUAGAGUUUGAAGAGAGCCGGUGGGAGCCAGGGAGGUGGCAGGAGCUGGCCCGAGCCCCAGGGAACACCACCACCACCCUCCUGUCCCUGGCCCCAUACACCAAUUACCAGUUCCGUGUCAUGUCUGUGAAUGCUGUUGGAAGGAGCCAGCCGAGUAAACCAUCGCUGCGCUACUCAACACCUCCGGCUGCUCCAGACAAGAACCCAGAAAACAUCCGAGUUGAAGCUUCUGAACCAAAUGAAAUGGUGAUGAAAUGGGAGCCGCUGAAGCCCAUGGAGCGAAAUGGGCCUGGGCUGGAGUACAAAGUCAGCUGGAGGCAGCAGGGUGUUGAGACCGAAUGGAAUGAGGAAACAGUGAAGAAGCACUCCCUGACCCUGAGGAACACCCCCACCUUCGUGCCCUAUGAGAUCAAGGUCCAAGCAAUAAAUAAUUUAGGAGCUGGGCCUGAACCAAAUGUUACCACUGGAUAUUCGGGAGAGGACAUUCCAGAUGCUGCUCCUUCCGGCGUCUCAGUGGAUAUUGUCAACAGCACGCUGAUCAAAGUCUUCUGGUUUGGAAUACCAAGGGACAGAGUUCGUGGACAUUUAAGAGGCUAUAAGGUCAGUUGGUGGAAAACAAAAAGCAUGCUGGAUGGAAAAAGACAUCACCCAGAGAAACACUUCCUGACGUUUGUAGGAGACAGAAACUAUGGGAUGAUCCCUGGUCUGGAGCCCUUCAGUGAAUUCCGCUUGACUGUGCUGGCAUACAACUCCAAAGGUGAUGGACCAGAAAGUGCUCCUGUGGUGUUUGAAACUCCAGAAGGAGUCCCUGAACAGCCCCGUUUUCUGAAGAUCCUGAACUUUGACAAGGACUCUGUCUCCCUAUCAUGGGGAUUUCCCAAGAGAGCCAAUGGCCACAUUACAGGCUACAUUUUGCAAUACCAGAUAAUAAACGAAACGCAUGAGGUUGGGCCUCUGGUGGACAUCAGCGUGGCCAACCACACCACGCUGAGUUGGAGGCUCACAGACCUCAGCCCCAGCACCAAGUAUAAGUUCUACGUCAAAGCCUGCACAGCCAAGGGCUGUGGGAAGCCGGUGACAGAAGAAGGGCUGACAGUGGCUCAAGGGAGUAAAGGGAUCGGCAAGAAUUCAGAAGCAGUAAACCCCACCCAAAAGUUUCACCCCAUUGAGGCACUUGAGCCUGGAACUGAAUAUACAGUUCGUCUAGUGACUAAGAAUUGGGUUGAUAACAAUAGCAUUUUUGAAGAUGUAAUUGAGACAAGGGGGAGAGCCUAUGCAGGCAUUUACGAUGGGAUUUCCACCCAGGGCUGGUUUAUUGGACUGAUGUGUGCCAUUGCCUUGCUCACUCUGAUGCUGCUAACUAUUUGCUUUGUCAGAAGAAAUAAAGGAGGAAAAUACUCAGUGAAAGAAAAAGAAGAUUUGCAUCCAGACCCUGAAGCUCAAUCAAUAAAAGAUGAAAUCUUUGGGGAAUAUAGUGACAGCGAUGAAAAGCCGCUGAAAGGCAGCCUGCGGUCCAUUAACGGGGACAUUAAAGCCACUGAAAGUGCUGAUAGUCUGGUAGAUUAUGGAGAAGGGGAGCACGGGAUGUUCAAUGAAGAUGGUUCAUUUAUUGGAGCUUACUCUGGAUCUAAAGAAAAAGGAUCAGUCGAAGGCAAUGGGAGCUCUACAGCAACUUUUCCUCUCCAUGCAUAAAAUUCUAAUGAGAAGAUUCAUGUUUAAUUGUGAUAUUUAUAUUGAUCAGUACUCCACAGUUACCACAAGGGAUUGGAAGCAGGUUGCCAACUGAGCAAGACUGACAUCAGGUAACAGGGAAAAAAGUCACUGCCACUAAGAGAUGAUUUUUGAGACUUUUCCAUCCUAAUUUUUAGGUAUUUUCUUCUAAUUGAAACAGAACAAAGCAUUCUUUACUAUACAAAAUAUGUCAGUCUUACCAAAACAGAAUUUCUCAGUGUCAUGUAUGUAUAAUUAACUGCUACUUCAUGUUUCUUAUGUUUGUAAUAUGGUUCUCUGUAUAGUACUUUUUUUUCCUUCUGUGGCUGUUGUCACUUUGUACAUACAUUUAUGUGUGGUAUUCGCUCGUGUAUCGUGAUCUCAGUAUUACAGAGGUCAGGAAACAGAAAGGAAAGUAAGCAAAAGCACAGGGUACUCUGCAUAGUGGCACAAUGCAUCCUACUGAGAAAAAUAAUAUUUUAAAACAUGGGAGAGAAAUAUUCUCUAUAUUGUAUAAUAUUUUCGUACAGGCGUAAACUCCUUUGCUUAUGAUACUCUAAAAUUGUUUUAGUGGUUACAGCUGACUGCAGUUACCAAUACUUUGAGAUGCAACUUUCCCCACAGAAAAUUUGCUCUCAGAAGACAAAGCUCUGGCCUUGUGGAUGAUCUCUCCAGUAGCUGGCACUAUUUCCUUAAAAAAGAUAAGCUGCAGUAACUUUCCUGUGGCAAGGUGAAACAGGGUUCCCAUCCACCAUCAUUAGAAAGAGUUUUGAUUUGUUUUCCUCAGUCUCUGCAAGCUGCAUUUCUAAGCAAAGUGCUUUGUCCGUCUCAAAUCUGUAUAUUUGUGUGCUAGCAUACAGUUCAUGGAGAUGUUGUACAGAUGAUAUUAAUAGUGACACAAGUGAAAAGCAGCCUUGUUUUAUUUUGAAAUGAGACAUGUUGCUAGCAUGGGUCUGUAUAGCUGUGUAGGAGUAGAAUUGCUUCUCGGUAUGACUUUCAACCAGCAAAGCAGGUUUUUCAGCAGAGUUGUGUGUAUACCGGUCAUAUAAGUCUUACUUCUUUUUAGUAUCCCACAAAACAGAUCUACCUGACUUUCAGAUGAUUGUUUAUUUUCAAACUAUUCGUUGUUAAAUAAACAGAAGCAAAAGCAAAGAGAAUAUCACAGUAGAGUUUCUUUAUAUUGUGUUUACUGAAUGCUGGUUUAAAUCUGGUUCUCUUCUGUGCCAGUGCUUCCCAUGACUAACUCAGCAAAGCUGCCCAGCACGUUAUUUUUGUCUUUUUGUACUGGAAUCUCUUGAUUUUCUUUUAAAAGUAGUAGAGUGUUAGUGUUGCUUCAUCUCUUUUUGAACUUACAAGUCAUCAUCGCUUCAAUUAAAAUAUUUUUGAAUGGUUACUCAAGGAGGUACUCAAAGCCAUUUUAUGUCAUGGUGUUAAUGAGGCAGAUAUCCCUGAUGGCUCCUUCCUGGUCUCCAUUACUUCAUUAGAAGAAAGAGAGGAAGCAAGAAUCAUUCAAAUGAUUACAGGUUUACAGAUAACCCCCACAACUAAAGCUCUAUUGGUUGUACAUAGAAGUGCACUUUCCUAACAGUGGAAAGGCCAUGGACUACAGGCAGCUACUUUUGUGCAUAUUUUCUGAACAUAGAAAGGGGCUUUGGUGCUUGAUGUUCCUGUUUAUCCAUUUCUCAUCUAUUUGUUUUGUAUUUUGCUCGUGAGGACCUUUCCUACAGCCUCUGUUUUGAAAUAGCCACUCCUGAAAACCAAACCCCAAGCUGUGUUGCCAUGUGUGUGAGCAGGAUGAGCAGGAAUCUGUCAAAAACAGCCCCUACUCCAUAUCCAUGAGCCCCCCUGUGUUGUGAAGGGCUUGACCACAUCAUUCCUUUUUUUAUUACUUAUAAACCUUUGUAUUUUGUCUUUCACUCGAUCUGAAUACUGAGGGAAUCCAAAGUCAACAUCAUUUAUUUAUUAUUAUUAUUAUUAUUUUUUUAAUAAAAGCUUCAUUUGAAAAGGUGGAGAAACAUGAAAAUGGGCAUCUUGCCAACAGAGCUAUUUCACACCAGGAUCUUUAUCUGCUGUAGCCUGAAACAGAUGAAGCCUGAGAGCUGAGGAUGCUUGUGGCAGCUCCUGUUGCAACAGUUAUCUGGUUUUAAUGCAUUUCCUCCAGGAAUCAUCUGCACUGGCUCAUGCUGCUGCAUUGGUUUGUUUUCUGUCAUUUUCAUUGAAUGUGCUGUGUUUUACAUGGAGAUGUUUCAGCCCUUACUGAAGUUCCAGCUCCAUCUCAGACAGUUCCUCACCUUCCCUUCCCAGCACCCCCAGCUGCACAGCUUACAGAGCCCCUGGGCAUUACGCCUGGUAAGCACUGACAAUGUCCUUAGGCAAAGAUGCUGAAGGGACAGAUGUCUGAGGAAAGCAAUCAGGGUGGGCACCUCACAAGACUGCACCACUAUCCUUGUGCAGAGCUUGGGAAGGGCUGAAGCAGGCAGCGUUCCCAGCAGUGGGGUUCUCACCCAGAGUAGCACUGCCUGUGGCAGGGGAGUUGGAGCUUUACGAUCCUUGAGUCCCUUCCAACCCUGGCCACCUAUCAGCUUCCACAGCUCUGUGUUUUCUUGUGCUGUGAGUCGAUGCAAUCCACCAAACUCACUGUCCUGGAAAACACCUAUGUUAAACAGACACAAGCUUCAAAUCACAUUAGUGAGUGUCAGCUUAUCGAAGAAUGAAUAAAUCCCCUGUGCUAUCACUUGCUCUGCUGCUGCUAAGCUAUGUUUAUGACAUUCCUGUGAUGUGCUACUCAUCUGUGCUGGAAUGAGUGCUUUUUCUGUUAAAAUUUUAAUUCCGAUCCUUAAAUCUUAAUGUUAGUGUUUCAUUGUGCUUCAGGGCCUAAAAAUCACACGGUGACAAAAAGACGUGCAGUGGGAUUUGUACAGCGUGCACUGAGUUUUGAGGAAUAUACCCAAUGAAGAUUAAACAAACGGCUGAAUCUCCCAGGGAAUCCCACUCACAUGAACGUUUUUCUCUUUUCCAAUCAUUUAUUUUCCCCCUCACUUUUUUUAUUUGAUAUUGCAAGGGUUCCACUCAUGCAGUGUAUCUUGGAAAGCACAGGAUCUCAUGGAGUUUUAGGUUUGUUUUCAGAAGUGAACUGCGAGAGCAAGCCAACCAACCUAGGGUGCUGCCACAGAAGACAGGGAGUGUGGCCAUGCAGGGUGAGUGGAAGGUACUUUGUUGAAUGGGAUGAGGGAGUCAAGGGUAACCAGUGCAUGAGCCUGCAGGCUGUGUCAGGCAAUUAGUAACUAUGGGCUGCAGGGGUUCUUGGUUGCAGCUGGCUAUCCUAUGCCAUUGCUUUUUGCUGCGAGAGGAGAGAUGCUUUCAGAUUUGAUAUCCGUUCCAACGUGGAAUGCAGUUUUACCCAGUAAGGAGAGGCAUUUCCCUGGCUGCAGGAAUCCUGACUUGUGGCCUUAAGCAGCCCCCUCUGGAGCAGGAAGAGGUAUGGAUGGUUCUCAAAAAGUUGUCAGGGUUUGACUGUGUGUAAGAUAAGCAAAUAAAAUCCAUUCCUGCUGACCAAUGGGGAGCACACCCCUGAGAAAUUGAAGAAAACAACCUUGUGUGCAAGCUCCAGUGCUGGCGAGCUGUUUGGAGCAUAUCAUUGAUUUGGUACGGGUUGUAAUUUCAGUCCUAAGAUCUUAUUCAAUGUAUGGAUUAUAAAAAUGGCCAAAUCUAAGGGUGUGAUCUCAAGUUCUCUUUGCCAUUCCUCAGCAGAGGACUGCAUGUAGGUCUGGGUCCUCAGCGGGAGCAAGAUUGGAAACUGUGCCAGGAAAGGGCAUUUCCCUCAGGAUUAUAAUGUCUGCAUGUAUAGCAAGCAUAAAAUCUUCCCUGUUAUACAAGUUUUAAAUGGAUUAAAAUAGCGUAUCAUUUAAUGAUUUAUGAUUUUUAUUCUGUUGUGGCCUUAUUAUCCCAAUUUUAAUGAGCAGCUCUUUAUUCUGAUGACUACUUCCAUUGACUUAAUAGGUCAAAUAUAGUGCAUGAGAGGUUUACAGUCCAGUAGUUGAAGUGAAAAAAGUGCUAGCACAAUCUUCCUAUACUAAAGAUUAUCUUUUCUUUACAGUAAUUCCACAUGUAGUUUUGUAAACUAAAGUUAAAACGUUCAUUUCUGAAAGGAAAUCUCAUCAUAGUUUCUUAUAGCCAUUAUUUUUCAGGUGAGUGGUAAGUCUAGAUUAGUCUAAGCAUUUGAAAGAACAUAUAUUAAAAAUACAUACUUUAGUUCUUCAUGGCAAGAGGAUUUCCUUUCUUUGACAAUGGAAGCAUCCCUUCAAAUGUUCAGCAUCCCAGUAUAUGAUAAAUAGCAAUGUUGGAGUACCAGUAUGUGUUUACAUUGCAGCUCUGUAUCUUUCAUGUACAAGUUCUAACCACACAAUGAGAUGAGUGAGUUCCAUGCUGUGUGCUGGUUUUUCAGCUGCCAUGCAGAAAACAAUACAUGGGUUUGAGCCAAAGCAUACUCUGUUUCUUUAUUAUUAUUACUUUAAACAACACUUUGUAAUUUCAUGAGAAAAGAUCAAAGCAAAUGUGGUGUCACCGUUACGAUGUUCCUUUUUGAGCUAAAUGUUAGUGUGCAUUGAUUAAAGUUUAGAGAACCGUGUUGUACCGUAGUGGCUGUUUGUAUCAUGCAUAUGUGCACGUAUGGUUUUAAAAGAUAUUUUCAUUUUACAUGAAAUUCAACUUUGCUAAUAAAAGUUUGACUUGAUGUAAUCUUCAAAAGCCUUA
Molecule: messenger RNA, 8931 nt
Organism: Coturnix japonica (Japanese quail)
Lineage: Eukaryota; Metazoa; Chordata; Aves; Galliformes; Phasianidae
Gene: CHL1
Product: cell adhesion molecule L1 like
Biological process (GO): brain development; axon guidance; cell-cell adhesion
Cellular component (GO): axon; plasma membrane
Molecular function (GO): cell-cell adhesion mediator activity
Source: RefSeq, a predicted model, not a curated record